This is a messenger RNA of Funneliformis geosporum, 1674 nucleotides long. NCBI's taxonomy places the organism in Eukaryota, Fungi, Glomeromycota, Glomeromycetes, Glomerales, Glomeraceae. The record is from the annotation of a GenBank genome assembly.
AUGACUAAUCGAUUUAGUGCAAAAUUAUUUACAAAAUUACAAACAUUACGAACAAAUCGAUAUUUUUCAUAUGAAACAUUUCAACAUAUUCAAAGAUUAAAAUUAAGAGCUUUACAACCUGUUCGUUUCACUUCAACUUCUUCUAAAGUAUCUUAUUACUUUCAUGAAAGUUCAAAAGUAUCACAACUAAUGGAGUCAACUUCGACGAUCGAUGAUAUCUUCUCUGAAGAUAAUAGAAUUGCAGUUCAGAACAAAUCAAUUAAAGCAUUGAUUCAUUCUCUUAUUGUUUACAGAUUAUGCUCUUUUCAAUGGUUAGUGAAUCGUGCUCCAGGAUUAAUUUCAUUUGGCGAAAAAGCAGGCCUUUCAGCACCUAUUUAUUGGAUAAUAAAACAUACCUUUUUCGCUCAAUUUUGUGGUGGAGAAACUGCCAAAGAAUGUAUAGACACUAUGUCUCAAUUAAAAACGCAUGGGAUUGGGUUGAUACUUGAUUUAUCAAUUGAGGCAGAUAUAAAUGAAAAUGGAUCUUCAUCUCUUAAUGAAAGUCGUAAUAACGAAGCAGAUCACGUUUACAGAGCGAUGGCUAAAUGUAUAACGACCGCUGCAUCACAUCCAAAUAAUUUUGUGGCAUUAAAGUUAACUGGUUUAUCUAACCCAACAAUUUUGCGAAACUGGACUUUGACUUUAAAUUCUUUAUCCAAAUCAUUUGAUAAAUUUGAUAUAAAUAAAGAUGGCAAAUUAGAAAAGUCUGAUUUCCUUAAAUUCGUUUACGAAUUAUUCGGCAAUGAUAAGGCAUAUGUUGCCAGAAUAUUUGAUCAUGCCGAUGUAAACAAAGAUGGUUUGAUUGAUAAGGUUGAAUUUAUUAAUAUGCUUUCUUUAGAUAAUAAAUCUUCUCGAUCUUUAUUGGUUUGUAAUGAAGAACUUUGCGAAAUUGCUCGAAAAAAGAAUGUUCAAUUAAUGAUUGACGCAGAACAAACUUAUUUUCAACCGGCUAUAGAUGAUGUAGCCAUGAAAUUAUCCACAAAGUAUAACAAAUCUGAUAACAAAAAUGGUCCAAUUAUUUUCAACACGUAUCAAAUGUAUUUAAAAGACUCAACCGAAAGGUUGAUCCAAAAUUAUAAUUUGUCAAAUCGGAAACAAUUUGUAUUUGCGGCAAAAAUAGUGCGUGGAGCUUAUAUGAUUAGCGAACGGAAGAGAGCUAAAGAAAUGGGAUAUCCUGAUCCAAUUCAUGACAAUAUCGAAAACACUCAUGCAGCUUAUGAUUGCGCUGUGGAAUUUCUAUUAAAUAAAUUAUCUGAAGCUCAGAGAACAUUAGAUAAGCCAUUAGAUAUUUCAAACAGUCCAGUAGUAUUUAUGGUUGCUUCCCAUAAUAAAAAAUCCAUAAUUAAGGCAUUACGACAGAUGAUGGAUCUUGACAUUUCAACCAAAUCUGGUUUAAUUUUGUUCGGACAAUUAUUAGGUAUGUGUGAUACUAUUACUUAUACGUUAGGAAAAUCAGAAUGUGGAGUUUACAAAUAUGUACCCUAUGGCAAGGUUAAUGAAAUUAUACCAUACUUAAUAAGAAGAGUUCAAGAAAAUUCUUCAAUUUUUGAAGGUGUAAAAGAAGAAGGUCAAUGUUUAUGGAGAGAGAUUAUAAAUCGUAUUUUUCACAUGCAAUCUUUAAUAUCAAAUUCCUAA